Messenger RNA from Photinus pyralis (common eastern firefly), 523 nucleotides. RefSeq lists its product as uncharacterized. The transcript has 2 exons. Bases 53 to 448 code for a protein of 131 amino acids. The record is from RefSeq and is a predicted model, not a curated record. Lineage: Eukaryota; Metazoa; Arthropoda; Insecta; Coleoptera; Lampyridae.
GAGAUUUUCUAUUAAAUCACACGAAACCAUUGUUGAUAGCUUACCAACAUAAAUGACAAAAGCCAUUGUUUUUCUAGCAAUAAUUGCGUUCUGCAUUGCAAUCGAUGCAGCAACUCUUAACUAUCGAGAUCGCUGCGAAUACAACUGGUGUAGUCACGAAUGUCGAAAGAAGGGGCAUAUUGAAGGUGAAUGCUAUUUCAAUCACAUCACGGGAAAAACGGUUUGUAAAUGUGACACUGCCAGAUGCAAUAAUGCCAAAUGCAAGGAGAAAUGCGAAAAGCAGGGUUAUUUUAAUGGAUACUGUCCGAAUACGAAGGAUCCUUGGUGCCAAUGCAAUCUGGCCUCCAAAUGUGACAUAGAUGAGUGUUAUAAAAAGUGUAGAAGUAUGGGAAAUAGGGAUGGCGGGUUUUGUAGCAGAUAUACGGGAGAUUGUGUGUGUUACCUUUAGAGGAAUCAGCACUAUUGUUUAUCUUCUACAUUGUACAAAUAACAUACAUGGAGAAAAGUAAAUUUGUAUUUUAUA